CUAGUAGUUACUAUUAUAGGUAAAGUUCGAACAGUUAACUUAAGCUGAUAAAUCGUUGCUAUUUUUAUGAUUCAUGUUUAAAGAAAAUUAAAUUAUUAUUUGUAUUUUUUAUUCGCAUUCUUCACCUGAUCCGCGGUUUUCAAUUCGUAUUUUUUUAUCCGCGUUCCGUAUCCGAAAUUCUGGGUAACCAGGCCUUUUUAAAACACAUGUUACGAAAAUUAAAAACAUUGACACAAAAUAAUGAAAAUAUGAACAUGAUUUGGAAAGAAUGUUAAAAAAAUAUGUGUAAACAAGGCUAAAAUCUGCACUGGAAAGGCCGUCAGUCGGGUGCAUUGAUAUUAUGACGUUAAUUACCGUACGACUGCUACGUUUCUUUGCAAAAUGAACGGGAAGUGACGGGCCGAACAUGGACGAAUCUUUUAAUUUCGACGAUGAUAUCACGGAUUCAAUGACCGAUGAAGACUUGCAACAGCUAGAAAACGACGCUUGGAGAAAAAUCGGAGCUGUUGAGGAUAAUUCUGUUGGUGUACCCAGGAAAGUACCAAACAAUGGCAGUAAAACACGUCUGGAUCCAACCAAAAACUCGGUUGCAACGACUUAUAGAGUAGGAUCACGAUCAUACACUCCAGUCACUCCUCUAACUAGAACUCAAAGAUCAGGUGAAGUGAAUACUACCAUUAAAGGGCAGCAUCAAGCCUCAAACAUGACUCAUCAGCUUCAAGAUUCACAGUUACAGCAACUUGCAAGUCAGCUUCAGGACUAUAAGAUGAAAGUUGAAAAACUUGAGACAACUCUUUGUACAAAGGAUGGUGAGCUGAAAGUGGUGAGAAAGAAUUUGGAUGCAUGCCGGAAAGAGGUAUCUGCGAAAGUACAAUUGAUAUCAAAAAUGAAACAAGAGCAAGAACAGGAAAGAUCAGAACGGAACUCGAAGCAGGCGCAAGAGAUUAAGAUGUUACAAACACAACUAUCUUUUCAGAAACAUGAGCUUAUGAAACAGGAAUUUGAUAAGCUUCAAUCUCAGAAUGUGUGUAAUUCACAGAAAGUGCCAAUUAUUUCUCAGAAGGUGUCUGGUUCUGUGAAAAGAAAGGCUGAAUUUCCAAGUGGAAGCCAUGGGUUUGGUUUAGAUAAUUCUUUUCAUGAUUCUCAAGCAGCUGGUAGCAAGUUGGUGCCCCAAGGAAAGGUUCCUAGGCUAGAGAAAUGGAAUAAGAGUGUAAAGGUAGAAAAGAAUGUUGGAAAACAGAUAGAGUCUGAAGAAAGGACAAUAAAUGUGCCAAGUACUAGACCAAACACAAGCAAGACGGAUGAGCCAAAUGAAACAAAAUCAUUCCUUGUACCAAAGAGUAAUCUUCAUCCAUGUUCACCAUCAACUAGCAAGAAUGUCAUCUUACAAUCAAGACUUACAAGUCAAUCUGAGAAGAAAGCAUGCAAUCUGGCGAAGAAACUUGUACUUUCCUACUCUUCAGACACCUUUAUUGAAGGAAAUCAAGAUCUUGAAUCAAUCAGCUUGUUGACUUUAUUAAAAUACCCCCUCAAGCACAUUCCUGAGAUAUUACAUGCUCAUUCUGUUGGGAAAAAAGUUGACCAGUCAUUGUCGCAGUUUCCAAUCUUGCAGACCCAGCUCCAAGGGGCAUUGUUGGGCAGUACAGAUAAGACGUCUACAGAUGAGGAGAUUGACUUUGAUUCUGGGAAGUACAACCUUGUAUCACAGGGGAUUUUUCUUUUGCUGGGAUUGCCACAUCUUGAAGAGAAGAAUAUUGACACUCUAGGUGUUAUUCAUGUUUUAGUGUUCUUGGAACUGUACAUUUCAUCGUAUGUCAUGACAUGGCAAAAGAGAAUUAAAGCUGGGAUUGAUCAGAACUGUGAACAAACUUGUCUUAGGAAUUCUCCUCAAGCAGGCCUUAUCGCUGGUGAGUCCACAAAUGAUAGUGAGGCUCAAAAGGCAUUACAUGAUGAGCAGGAUAUGAUCCUGGAAACACUACAGCUUCUGCGGUUGUUGUUCUACUCUGCACCUGGUCUUUUGAAAUGCAUCUUAGACAGGACAAAUCCUAGGUUGUUUCAAGAGCAUUCGACAGAUGAAGAUCUGGUCAUUACGUUUGAUUCAAAAAGAAAUGUUGAUGUGAAGGAAAACCUAAAAGAAGUGAAAGAAGAAGAUCAAGUGUUUGAAGAAAAUGCUGUUGGAUCAUUCCGUUCCCUGCUGCUAGAAAACUUGCAAAAACUUGUCAACCCAACUGCAAAUGAUGGUUUGUUUCUCCCAGUAUCCCAUGCAGCACUGGAGGUCCUGGUUGCAAUGACAUCAUUAUGCGACUCUACAGAUUUGGAAAGAAUGAUUGUUCCUCUAAAUCAAUCGGGGUGUCUGGUUGAACUAUUGGGAAAGGAAGAGUGUACAAUCUCAACAGUAUCACUUGUGAUAUCCGUAAUCCGUAAUUUUCUUCCUUGCAAAAAUGUACACAAGAUGUUAUGCUCCAAAACAGAUGACUGUAUUUUACUGAAGAUGUAUCAAUGUGCUUGUGAUGAGGAAGAUGAUAAAGCUGACAAUCAUUUGAACACAUUUCUCCUCCAGUUUAUUCAAUUUCUGAAGGAUGUUGCAUCAAGUCAUGAUGAUUCUCUGGAAUUUCUACUUCAGUCAGAUUGUCAAUGUAGUUUUGAGAUCGUACGAUGUCUCGUGCUAGUCUUGUAUGAUAAAGUCAGCUAUCUCCUAGAUUUAGAAGUCGAGAAAGUCAUCCUGGAUACAAGCUUGGCGCUAGUGAGAACCGGUGUGAAUAUUUUGGUGGUUCUUUGUACACACAGCUGUUUCGCACCAGGCCACAAACUUCACGUGGAACAUAAGUUCACAGAACUUAUUUAUAAUGCCAUGACAUUGUUCAAGAGAAUCAGACCCCACAUACCAGAUUUUGAAGAAAUAGCACUUCAGGAUCUCCUGGAUGUUGAAAGACUUGAUGAGAUCGAGUGGUCGUCUGGGUCUGGGUCCGAAACUGAAGACGAGACACGGAUGUCCCACUAGAAUUAGAAAGUUACUUUGACCGUGAACACAGUUCUUGUCUUGUUGGGUUGAUGACUAGUUCACCGUCAAUAUCACCUAUACGAACUGCGCCUGGAAGUAAAGGCUAGUAACUGUUGCGUUUUUAGGUUUUAUUCUGUGUCUAUUUAUUGAUUCUAUUUCAAAAAAAUCCAAAACAUAUUGAAAUAGCCAUUUACCAACUGGACCAUUCCAAGGAAUAUCAGAAACACACAAAGAUGCAGAAGCUAAAAAUGAAUAAUAUUGUCAUUUAACAUCUUUUGUUGAACAUGUUCAAUGGAAUGAUUGAAAUAAUUACUAGAAAGUCCUUAAAUAACAUAUUAUUUUAAGAAGACUAUUAUUUGUGUGUUUCUAACCAGCAUUAAUGCCCAGAAUAUCUGGAUUGUUCAUUCCAUCUGCUGCCAACAAAGUGCAGAUUAUCUAGUUAAAAACAUUGUUGAUGUUAGAUUUUCUUGCCCAUCUCCCUAAAGUUCAUUUAAUCAUGCUAUGCUACCUGUGUUUCAUUUUCAU
Molecule: messenger RNA, 3526 nt
Organism: Dendronephthya gigantea
Lineage: Eukaryota; Metazoa; Cnidaria; Anthozoa; Malacalcyonacea; Nephtheidae
Exons: 11
Coding region: 407-3001 (864 amino acids)
Biological process (GO): DNA repair; DNA damage checkpoint signaling
Source: RefSeq, a predicted model, not a curated record